Archocentrus centrarchus (flier cichlid) is the source of this 4402-nucleotide messenger RNA. It is a transcript of the gene arhgap39, whose product is annotated as Rho GTPase activating protein 39. NCBI's taxonomy places the organism in Eukaryota, Metazoa, Chordata, Actinopteri, Cichliformes, Cichlidae. Gene Ontology annotation, cellular component: cytoskeleton; cytoplasm. The record is from RefSeq and is a predicted model, not a curated record. Gene Ontology annotation, biological process: signal transduction. The coding region runs from base 223 to 3177 and encodes 984 amino acids. Gene Ontology annotation, molecular function: protein binding; GTPase activator activity. The transcript has 12 exons.
GCAGCUUGGCAGACGUCUGGAACCAGUGACUGACUCGGUGACUGCGGCGACCGCAAUUUAGGUAACAUGGGAGAUGUGGAAUUUAUCUUGAACGGAUUUUAAAAACCAUCGGGAAAAUGGCCGAGAGGGGGCGCCAUUGUGCCAAUUGCCAUAAUUCCUCAGUUAUGGAUUCAGGCUUGGUUGGAGUGGGUGGAGAUAAUUGAGCCACGCACACGAGAGCGUAUGUAUGCCAACUUGCUGACAGGUGAAUGUGUGUGGGACCCACCGCAGGGAGUUCGGAUCAAGCGGACUGGUGAGAACCAGUGGUGGGAACUGUUUGAUCCCAACACUUCGCGCUUCUACUACUACAAUGCCUCUACCCAGCGUACAGUAUGGCAUCGGCCUCAGGGCUGUGACAUCAUACCCUUGGCCAAGUUACAGACUCUGAAGCAGCACACAGAUGCCACCAACCCUCGUCCUGCAAGUGGAGGGGGGCGAGCGUCUGCUGACAACAGCCCGGGACGGAACAGUGGGGUCAGUCGAGAGGGAAGUAUCUCCUCCUCCCUUGACCAGGAGCUGUCUGAAAAACAAGGCAACAGAGAAGAGACAGACAGGGCUUCUCCCUUCAGGUGGAAUACUGGUACAAAGGAGCGAAUGCUGAUCAAGGUGACUGACAGAGAGCCCAGCUUCUUGGCUCAUCAGGGAAAUGGUUACUCUCCCUGUGACCCUUCCACCCCUAGCACUCCUUCUGGGGGUGGCACCACGUCACGGGCCCGUUGUUCCUCUGGAGGAAUCCCUCCUUCAGAACCUGACAGCUCCCCAGUUAUCUAUGCUGAUCGCCGUCAGUCUCCCUUCCUGAAACGAGCAGAGCUGGGUGGCUCUGGCACCCAUCGACGUGCUUCAGCUGAUUCUCAGCCUCCUUCACCCCGCUACGCUUAUGAGCCCCCACUGUACGAGGAGCCGCCAUCAGAUUAUCAGCCUCCACCCAUCUAUGAAGAGCCUCCCACUGACAUGCACCUCUCUGACUCUUCUUCCUUCUAUGGCACUGGCAAGUCACCUGCUCGCAAGUCUUCAGUCCCCCUUUACCACUCCCCCAAGCAGGGCCAGUCGCCCUAUGGCCAGCUGGUUCUGACCAGGCAGAAGUGUCCAGAAAAGACCCAGAGUUUGGAGUACACUCCUGUGGGGAAGGAGUAUGUUAAGCAGCUGGUGUAUGUGGAGCAGUCAUCUUCCAGUCCUCGCUUCAAGACUGCAGACCGUCUGCUGCGUUACAGCACAACUGGGGGCUAUGGUAGUUCAUAUGGUGGGUCCUACACUCUUCAGCACAGCCAGUCUCUGAUCAGAGACCCCCGCCUCCUGCUGGACUACAGUGGGGAGAGUGGAGAAGGAGGCCAGAGGUUAAUUUAUGAGGACUCCAUAUCCUGGACAUCUAGCCAGACCCAUUCCCUCUCUUCUUCCUCUACAGCCAGCCCAGGAGCUUUCUCUCCCUGUGGCAACCGCAAACGCAAGAGCCGCAAGCCAUCCCUCCCUCAAGAAUUGGCUCGCUGUGGGGAGGUGGAGCUGGCUGGCACAGCAUCCGAGGCCAUGUUGGCUCAGGCCAGACUGGCAUGGGAGGCUCAGCAGGUCAUGAAACAGAGGAGCAGUUGGGACUCUGGGCAGGGAGGUGGUGUGUCCCAAGGUGGCAGCUCCAAAGAUGGAUACGAGAGUGAUGGAGCAGUGCCUUUGCCAUUACCGGGACCAGUGGUGAGGGCGUUCAGUGAGGAUGAGGCGCUAGCACAGAGUGAUGGCCACCAUUGGAAACGCAGUACCUUCGAUCGACUAGGCUUCCCUCAAGCCCUCCUGGAGAAAAGCCUCUCUGUUCAGACCAACCUGGCCUCCCCUGAACCUUACCUUCACCCCUCACAGUCGGAGGACCUCGGAGCCUGUGCCCAAUUUGAAGCCAGUCGAAAUGCAAGGAAUAUGAUGCCUAGCGCCAGCUGUGGCAUUUUCCCAGAGUUCACCCUGAGAAAGCCCUCCUCAGAGACUGACAUCGAGAACUGGGCAUCUAAGCACUUCAACAAACACACACAGGGUCUUUUUAGAAGGAAGGUCUCUAUUGCCAACAUGCUGGCCUGGAGUAGUGAGCCCAUCAAGAAGCCCAUGAUUGUGACCUCAGACCGCACCGUGAAGAAGGAAGCAGUGGAGAUCUUUAAACUCAUCCAGACCUACAUGGGAGACCGUCGCUCCAAAGCUGACCCCCUUUCUGUGGCGCUGGAGGUGGUGGUGCGUGGGUGGAGUAACCAGGGUCUGCGCGAUGAGCUCUACAUCCAGCUGUGUCGUCAAACAACAGAGAACUUCCGUUACGACAGCCUAGAGCGAGGCUGGGAACUGAUGGCUGUCUGUCUGGCCUUCUUCCCCCCAACACCUCGUUUCCACACCUACCUGGAGGGCUAUAUUUAUCGACACAUGGACCCCCUGAAUGACACCAAGGGGGUGCCCAUUAGCAGUUAUGCUAAAUACUGCUACAGGAAACUGACAAAAGCUGCCCUCACCGGAGCCAAGAAGGGCUUGCAGAAACCCUGCAUAGAGGAGAUCAAGCAUGCCAGGAAUGCCAUCUUCAAUCCCUCCAUGUUUGGCUCUUCCCUUGAGGAGGUAAUGGCACUCCAGAAGGAGCGGUAUCCAGAUCGCCAAUUGCCCUGGGUGCAGACUCGCCUCUCUGAAGAAGUUCUGGGUCUCAAUGGAGACCAGACAGAGGGCAUUUUUAGGGUACCAGGGGACAUAGAUGAAGUCAAUGCCCUCAAGCUGCAAGUGGAUCAAUGGAAAAUCCCCACAGGACUGGAGGACCCACACAUUCCUGCCUCUCUGCUGAAACUCUGGUACAGGGAACUGGAAGAACCACUCAUCCCUCAUGAGUUUUAUGAUGAGUGUAUCACUCACUACGACAACCCAGAGGCAGCUGUCAGUGUGGUGCUGGGCCUGCCACACAUCAACAAACUGGUGCUCUGCUACCUCAUCCGAUUCCUACAGGUAUUUGCCCAGCCUGCCAAUGUGGCCAUCACCAAGAUGGAUGUGAACAACCUAGCCAUGGUUAUGGCUCCCAAUUGUCUGCGAUGCCAGUCUGAUGACCCCAGGGUGAUCUUUGAGAAUACCCGCAAGGAGAUGUCCUUCAUCCGGGUGCUCAUCCAGCGGCUAGACACCAGUUUCAUGGAUGGAAUCCUAUAGCCCCCAGCUGCACACAUUUACUCUCCAUACUUUACCCCCUGCUUCCUCUGCGCUCCCUUUAACCUGCUCUUUCACACUACCUUGCACAGUCGCCCAGCACAGGAAUAUCAGACACACAUUGCUGCUGAAUGUUGUAUCUCCAACAUGUUUACUUUCUUAAAAGUAACAGAAACGGCCUUGAUUUGAGUUACUCCACUCAGUAUUUUCAGUUGAACCAGCUAUUUUUGUUUCUCCAGAUGUAACUGACAUUUGUAGUUGAUAUUAGCGAUGAGGUUUUCACAUGACAAUACUGUGUGUGCCUUCACAUACAUUUCUACAUUAUAGACAGAGUAUAGGAAUAGGAUUCAUUUUAUUUUGGUUUUAUUUUAAAGCCAGUUGUACUCUUUGUUGUACAUUCCAUAAUGUUUCUCUUUAUUUUCUCCUACUUCAACAUACACUUUCAUAACAGUGUCCACUUUCUGCCUUCUCUCAACAGUUAUAGAGCAGUAUAGAUCACCUGUAUCAAGAUCAGGCCAAGUUGUGGCAGUUGAAAACAUUUUGAAGGUUGUUUGCUGAUGUUCUUUUCAGCCUGUCUGUAGGGCAGAAAGCUAUUUUGGAUCCUGCCUCAAGAUGGCACACUUGUGCUAUAAGAAAAACAAUCAUACACACUUUAAACAUGUAUGACAGGUCCUUCUGGCUAACUGGACGUUUGGUGAAGAGAACAUGAACACUAGAUCACAGAGCUCAUGUUAUGUUUUCGAUAUGACAGAGUAGGGUGCUCUACUCUGACUGCUACAAUUGUUAGUACAUUCUAUACAUAUGAGGUAGAUAUACUACGUCAUGAAAAAAAAUCGGCUGUUUACGUGGCUCACUGUUUAGCAAGUUAUUUCACACAUGCAGAUCCCAAAAAGUCUGGAAUUCCCUCAAAAGAGAUGUUUUACACCUGAAUUACUGUCUGCAAACUCAGACGACAGUGUACUGUGAACUUGCAGGCCACAAUGGGUAAGAUGUGUGGGUAAAUCUCUGUGUAUUAAGGUGAAACAGUACAGACAAAUACGGAGAACAUUUUCAUCGCCACAAUCAAUUAUUUUUUUCUUCUGCAAAACUGUCUCAUUCACCAUGUUUUUAGGAAUGAAAUAGUCUGUAAACGGCUCUGAAUAAUACAUACAAAGCCUUCUAUCUGUAAAAAAAUUUAAGAAUAAAAACUUAAGAAUAAAACACUUUGGUAUAUGGGAGUGCUAUUGGA